AUGGACAAAAAAAUUACAAGGUUUGAGGAAGAAAUCAAGAGGAUUGAUGACAGGGUAAGCAAUGGAGUAUAUGAUGAAACGAUGGAGGCUAGAAGAAGAGCAUUGGUUACUUGUUGUGAGCGAUGGUAUGUAAGGAAGGAAGUACAUUGGAAACAGAUGUCUCGGUCACGGCAUGCGAAGGAGAUGGACAGAAAUACAAGGUACUUUCACAACAUAGCUUCAUCAAGAAGGCGUAAUCAUAGGAUUGAUGCUCUAGUAGUAAAUGGCAGAACGGUCAAGAACCAAGCGAGAAUCAAGAUAGCUAUCAGAGAGUUCUACAAGGAUUUAUAUCAUCAGGAAACUACUCCUAUGAUGGGUUUUAGAGAUGGUCUGGUCAGUAGGAUAGAUGAGGAAGAUGCUUUGAUGUUAGAGAUGAUGCCGUCGGCUGCGGAGAUCAGAGAGGCUGUGUGGGAUUGUGAGUCAUCUAAGGCGCUAGGGUGUGAUGGGUACAACAUGAAUUUCAUCAAAAGAUGCUGGGGAGAGAUUGGGUCUGAAUUCACAGCAGCAGUGAUGGGGUUCUUUCAGACGUCCAGACUACCGACAGACAGCAAUAUAACUUGGGUGGCGCUGGCACCCAAGUUUGUAGAUGCGAAGGAGAUCAAAGACUUAAGACCUAUUAGUAUGGUGGGGUGUGUUUACAAGGUUAUGUCGAAGGUACUAGUUAGAAGGAUGAGAUCGAUGAUGCCAGGAUUAGUAGGGGAGACUCAGAGUGCUUUUGUCAAGGGAAAGAAGAUACAUGAUGGGGAACUUAUAGCGUGUGAAACAGUAAACUGGCUGAAACAGAGGAAAAAGAAGGCAGCAAUUAUCAAGUUAGAUUUUUAG
Messenger RNA from Arachis ipaensis, 861 nucleotides. Lineage: Eukaryota; Viridiplantae; Streptophyta; Magnoliopsida; Fabales; Fabaceae. The record is from RefSeq and is a predicted model, not a curated record.